CGGGGCUGGAUGAUGACAAGAUGAGAUACUUCUUCAAAAUAAAAAACAACAGAAAGCUUUUGCUCUUUCUCUUGCCGUCAGUACUCUUUUUCAUAUACCUUUCAUCCUACAUAGGAGUGGGGUCAAUUAAGGAGGGAGAAAACUUUGAGUUUGAGCCUGAGGACAUAGUAGCCCAGGAGAUUGUCAUCCUACCACCUGAAAACAAGAAUGAGAAUGACCCCCCAAUUUUGAUAUGGUGGACCCCGUUUACUCCAAACAAGAGGAUCCUACGGUCCUGCUCAGCCGGGCAAUGUCUAAUUACGCAUAGCAGAGCAGAAAUAGAUAAUCCAAGGACAGAGGCUGUCAUAUUCUAUGGCUCAAGCUUAAAGUGGACCGACCUUCCCUUGCCAAGGAGAACUGAGGUUUAUUGGGCAUUGCUACAUGAAGAAUCCCCAAAGAAUAACUGGGGACUGACCAGCCCUGAGGGCAUAUCAUUAUUUAAUCUCACGUCUACUCCUAGUCGUAAUUCAUCCUAUCCACUUGUCACUCAGUACCUAAAAGGUCUCAAGAAUCUUCUCCGUCCACUAAAGACCCCGAUCGAAGAAAAGAGUACAGGCGAUAAAGGUCUUGUGAUGUACCUGCAGCUUGAUUGUGAUCCUCCAUCAGAUAGAGACUCGUAUGUUAAGGAACUAAUGAAAUACAUUAAAAUAGACUCGUAUGGUCAGUGCCUGCAUAAUAAGGACCUGCCCAAAGGACUCAGAGAUCCUGCGACUGGAGCAGACUCUGAGGAGCUGCUCAAUAUCAUAUCGCAAUACAAAUUUGCAAUAGCCAUAGAGAAUGCAAUAUGCAAUGAUUACAUCACCGAGAAGUUUUGGAGACCAUUUUAUGCCGGGACAGUACCCAUUGUGAAGGGCUCGCCAACAAUUAGAGACUGGGCACCAAGCAAUCACUCUAUGAUACUAAUAGAUGACUAUCCAUCACCUAAAGAACUGGCUCAUUACUUGCACUACCUGAAUGAGAAUGACAACAAGUAUGCAGAGUAUCUGGAAUACAAACAAGCAGGGAUUGGAAAUGUAAAACUCAUUGAUGCAGUAGAGAAGAGGGAAUGGCAGAUUAAUGACUACACAUCAGGCUCCAUCACUCACAUUGAUAGCUUUGAAUGUUUUGUAUGCAACAAAGCAAUAGAGAAGAGAAAGGGGCUAGAAAGACAGCCACUUGUAGCUAACAGCAGUCAUUAUAACUGCCAAUAUCCCCAGCCCCUAGUUAAAAGAGCAAAGACUGAUGCUUGGUGGAAAGACAUGUUACUGGUAUGGAGACAAGCAAUGAGUACAGAAAGGAAGCGAAUGGUAGCCAUUACUAAAGCUAUAAAAGAAGGGAAAGGACAGUCAGAAGUUGAGAGUGCAUAUAAUAGUGUGAAAUUACCUGAUGAUGUAAAAUAUAGUGAUGAUUUAUUUCAAUGAUACUAUUCUUUUUGUAGAUCAAUAGCAUUUAGGUCAUCAGUAAAUUUAUCAAAACAUUAUGAAUAUAUAUUGUGUCACAACUUUAUAUUUAAGUUUGAUAGUUUUAACUAAAGUUAAAUUUUACUAAA
Amphimedon queenslandica is the source of this 1567-nucleotide messenger RNA. RefSeq names its product alpha-(1,3)-fucosyltransferase 11-like. NCBI's taxonomy places the organism in Eukaryota, Metazoa, Porifera, Demospongiae, Haplosclerida, Niphatidae. Gene Ontology annotation, cellular component: membrane. The record is from RefSeq and is a predicted model, not a curated record. Gene Ontology annotation, molecular function: alpha-(1->3)-fucosyltransferase activity. Bases 21 to 1439 code for a protein of 472 amino acids. The transcript has a single exon.